This is a messenger RNA of Cuscuta epithymum, 8159 nucleotides long. Lineage: Eukaryota; Viridiplantae; Streptophyta; Magnoliopsida; Solanales; Convolvulaceae. The record is from the annotation of a GenBank genome assembly.
GGCGGUUAAGGGGCGGGAUUUUAACUGUUCUGAACUCCUCUGCAGCGUUCAUGGAAUGCUCGUCCGUCGUCACACCGAGCAAGGCUCAGGCUGAACUGCUGAAGCUCAAAUUGAUGGAGAGAGAGUCUAUGGAGGAGAUGAAUCACAGCAAAUAACGUUAUGCCUCCCUCCAAUCGUCUGCUCAUUCUUCUUCUUCUUCCCUCUCCAAUUGAGCAGCAGAUGGCCGCCAUUCAUACAGCAUCUAUUAACAGUCGACUGCUCCGACUUAAGCCCCAACUGACUCAAUUCGAGCUCCUCGACCAGAUUUGUCGCCUGUUAAUUCUCCGGCGCUAUGACGCCCUGGACAGCCUCAAAUUUGAUUUUUCCAACUCCCUCGUUGAGGCCGUUCUCAGGAAACUCAAGUUCAACCCGGAAGCUUCCCACUAUUUCUUUAAACUAGCCUCGAAGCAGCAGUACUACAGACCCCAUUUCACAGCUUAUUGCAUAAUCGUUCACAUAUUGUCUAAAGCUAGAAUGUUCGAGGAGACACGAUUUCUCUUGGAUGAGCUUGUGGAACUCUCCAGUCAAAAUGAACCAACGUCGCUUGUUUGGAACCGGUUAGUUAGAGUUCAUAAAGAAUUCAAAUUUUCUCGGACAGUUUUUGAUAUGGUUCUUAAAGUUUAUGCGAAGAAGGGGUUAAUUAAGAAUGCUUUAUAUGUGUUCGAUAAUAUGCCCAUGAGUGGCUGUAUGCCGAGCUUACUCUCAUGUAAUAGUUUGUUGAGUUGUUUGGUGAGAAAACGUGAAUAUCAUACGGCAUUGUGUGUUUAUGAUCAGAUUAUUAGAAUUGGAAUUUCUCCGGACAUAUACACUUGCACAACAAUAGUAAAUGCCUACUGUAAGGAUGGUAGAGUUGAAAGAGCUGAGGACUUUAUUCAUAAAAUAGAUGCAAUGGGUUUAGAUGCAAAUAGAGCUACUUACCAUUGUUUGAUCAAUGGGUAUGUUGAGAAGGGUGAUUUGAAGGGAGCUGAAAGAGCUUUGAGAUUAAUGAUUGAAAGAGGAAUAUCCAAGAACAUUUUGACAUAUACAUUGCUAAUCAAGGGACAUUGCAGGCAGGGGAAUAUGGAGGAAGCAGAGAAAGUAUUCCGAGGAAUGGAGGUUCCAGAAAACGAUGCACUAGUUGUGGAUGAGCAGGUCUAUGGUGUAUUAAUAGAUGGGUUUUGUCAAAUCGGGAGACUAGAUGAAGCCCUCAGGUUUCGUGAUGAGAUGAUAAACUUAGGCUUGAAAAUAAACCUAUUUAUUUGCAACUCUUUUAUAAAUGGUUAUUGCAAAUUCGGUCAACUUCAUAAAGCCAAAGACAUAAUAAGGACGAUGGUUGGAUGGGGUGUGAGACCAGAUUCUUAUAGCUAUAAUACCUUAUUAGAUGGUUAUUGCAGGGGUGGUUUGAAAAGUGAAGCAUUGAACCUAUGUGAGGAAAUGAUUCAAGUUGGUAUUGAACCAACACAUGUAACAUACAAUACUCUCUUGAAUGGUUUUUGUCAAUCCGGUGCUAUCAGUGAAGCUUUAGAUCUCUGGCAUAUGAUGCUUGAAAGAGGUAUUUCAUUUGAUGAGGUUAGUUGUGGUACUCUUUUUCUUGGGCUUAUUAAGGCCAAUGAGUUUGAAACAGCUACAGUGUUGUAUAAACACAUUAUGGCUAGAGGGUUUAAUAAAAACACAAUUCUUUUCAAUACAAUGGUUCAAGGACUGUGUAGGAUGGGGAAAAUGAUUGAAGCAGAAGAGCUUCUUGACAAAAUGAAGGAGUUUGGCUGUUCACUUGAUGUGAUUACUUAUAGAGCCUUAAUUGAAGGUUACUGUAAAGACGGACAAACCGAAAGAGCUUUGAGGGUAAAGAAAGUCAUGGAACAGCAAGGAAGCCUCCCUUCUAUUGAAAUGUACAAUUCUCUGGUUACUGGAUGUUUUUUGGCUAGGAAGUUGAAUAAAGUUGAAGAUCUUAUCAAUGAAAUGCACACAAGGGGAAUACUGCCCAACGUUGUUACGUACGGUGCCCUUAUUAGCGGAUGGGUUAAGGAAGGGAAGCUUGACAAAGCUUUUGAUUCAUAUUGUGGGAUGACAAGUAAGGGACUGAUUCCGAAUGAGAUCAUAUUCAGCACAAUUAUUAGUGGCUUAUAUAGACAUGGCAUGACUAAUGAUGCAUUCAUGUUGUUGCAAAAAGUAUUGAGCAUUGAUAAUAGUCUGAAACUUAAAUGUCUUAAUGACUUUUCAACUCCCCACUUCAUAUCAUUAGAUGUUCAAAAGAUUGCAAAUUCCAUUGAUGAGGGGUCAAAAUAUUCUGUCGUGCCCAAUACCAUUCUAUAUAAUCUUGCUGUGGUAGGGUUAUGCAAAAUUGGUCGGAUAAGUGAUGCAAGAGAAAUGAUUGUUGCUUUGAUAAAAAAAGGCUUUGUACCAGAUGAGUUUACAUAUUGUACCUUGAUACAUGGUGUAUCAUUAGCUGGUAAUGUUGAUGAGGCUUUCGCAUUACGAGACGAAAUGCUUAAAAAGGAUCUUGUUCCUAACAUUGCUAUAUAUAAUGCUCUCAUCAACGGACUUUGUAAAACUGGACAUGUUGAUAGAGCACUGAAACUUUUUCAUAAGCUGCGCUCAAAAGGCAUAACCCCCAAUGUUAUAACCUAUAAUACUUUGAUUGAGGGGCACUGCAAAAAUGGUAAUACAAGGGAAGCCCUUGGAUUGAAAGGCAGAAUGUUAAAAGAGGGGAUUGCCCCUUCCGUGAUUACUUAUUCCUCUUUGAUUAAUGCUCUGCGUAUACAAGGUGAUGCAAAUGAAGCAACAAGAUAUUUAGAUGAAAAGCUAAGGGCAAGUGUAGGCUUUGACCUUGUGACAUAGAGCAAAUACAGGUCUACAAGCACUCAAAGGAUAGUUGGUGGACUCCAAAAGUGGACAGAAGGUACAAAAAUCACAAGACAAAAAGGAAAUCCUGAUUUUGGUCUAUACUCGCUCGAGUAUAUACAUAUACUCGAUCGGGUAUCUGGUUGACAUUUCAAAUCGGAUCAGAUCCGAAAACAAAGGAACAUGCAGGAGAAGAUUUUCCCACGAUCGAGUGUCUAUACCCGAUCGGGUACACCUAUAUACUCGAUCGGGUAUAGCUAUAAAUAUUACCCGAGUAUAGAUCGAGUAUGGAACGAAUUCGAAGAUCUACACAUACUCGAUCGAGUACGUGUACAUACUCGAUCGAGUACUCGACCUGCACCUCAAAAAGCCUAUAAAUACACCUCCUUUCCUUCACUUUUAGAUUACCAAUUCCUAUAUACUCUUAAGCUCAGUUUAGAAUAGCAUUUCUCUAUAUUUCUUUUAGCAUGUUUAGUCUCCAAAUGAGGAGCUAAACUUCCAUUUCUUGGUUUUGCUCUUGAAGCUUGAUUGAUUAUUAAAGUUGUGAGUUAUUUUCUUACUUUCUCAUUGUUGGAGGGUUGCUAAGUGACGAUUAGUUAACGUUCCAACAUUGAUUAUUACUAGAAACGAUCAACGAACCGAUGAUUAAUCGUUGAUAGUUUCACAAGUAAGUAACUUCGGUUUGUUAAUGCACGGUCGUGGUUAAUAAACUUAAGAGGGAUUAAUUUUGUUGGUUAAACCGAAACCGUUGCGUUGAGGUUAUCAAUCUCAAUUGAUUUCAUCAAGGAGUUAAAGAGGUUAAAUGCUACUAUUAUAUCGGUAUACGGCGUUGUUCUAUAUUUGACUAAUAGUAAGGGUUAUUAAUGAACGGUCGUUGUUAAUAACUACCCUCGAUGAACUGGAUAUACUCCGUGAUUGAGUAUUCGAGAGGGGAUAAGUUAUGGAUAUAACAAUGAUCGACUAAAAUAUAUCAACAAGUGGAGAGUAGCAAGACCAGGUCCCUUUUAUUCUUGAAUUUAAUCCCAUAUAACUCGUUCAUCUUCGUGUUUAAAUUAAUUAAAUCACUCAACAAACAAAACCCCCCUUUAUUUACUAUAUUCAUAAAAAGAAAGUUAUUCCUUUCCCUGUGGAUACGAACUCUACUUCACUAUACUACGUAUAAGUGUUGUAUUGAAUUUACUUUGAGUGCACUCACGACAAAGUGCACGUCAAAUUUGGCGCCGUUGCCGGGGAGAGGCAAUUAAUUUUUCUUUUUAUUUUAUUUUAAGAAAAAGAAAAAGAAAAAAAUAAGUAUAUAUGAAUUUCUAUUUUUUCUGAGCUUUGUAGUACAUGGUAAAAUAUCGUUCACUGAACGAAAUCACAUACCACUCAAACCCCGAAAUAGAACAAACUCUCGAGCGGUUGAAAAACAAAUUCUCAAACUCCGACUCGGGAGAAUCAUCAAGUGCUAGUUCUCAAUCUAGCGAGACCGAAGAGCCAAUCACUAUGGCUCAUGAAACAAGAACAUUGAGGGAGCUCACAGCUCCGAAUCUAAAUCAACAACCCCUAUGUAUCACUUUUCCAACUCUUGACACGGGGGUCACAUUUGAGCUUAAAUCUGGGCUCAUUCAUCUACUUCCCUCUUUUCAUGGCCUACGGGGGGAAGACCCGAACAAACACCUCUCGGAAUUCCAUAUUGUGUGCACGAGCAUGUGCCCCAAUGGCGUGUCCGAGGAACAAAUCAAGUUAAGGGCUUUCCCUUUCUCCUUAAAAGACACCGCGAAGGAUUGGCUCUUCUAUCUUCCUUCGGGUAGCAUCAACACAUGGGCUCAAAUGAAAAAGAGCUUCCUCGACAGGUAUUAUCCCGCAUCUAUCUCUUCAAGUCUCAAAAAGCAAAUCAGCAACAUUGAGCAAGCGGAUGAUGAGACCUUGUACGAAUAUUGGGAGCGCUUUAAAAAACUAUGCGCUAGUUGCCCAUAUCAUGGAUAUUCGGAACAAGAUCUCAUCCUCUACUUCUAUGAUGGGCUUGUUGAUCAAGAUAGACGCAUGGUAAAUGCGGCAUGCGGAGGGGGUAUUGUUAACAAGACCCCUUCCCAAGCAAGGGACCUCAUCUCCGAGUUGGCCGAAAACUCGAGACAUUACCAUGGGAGGUCAUCAUCAAAAAGAGUUAUGGCGGCGGAAUCCAACAACUCAUUGGAAAGUCAAGUGGCCGGCUUGACUUCUUUGGUUAAAGAUUUUCUUUUGAAUCCUAAAACCCAAGAAGUCAAGGUCUGCGGCAUAUGCUCGACACAAGGGCAUCCCACCGAUUCCUGCCCAACACUUCAAGAGGAGAACCCCGAGCAAGUCAAUGCUUUGGGUUUCCAAGGUCAAAGAAGAUAUGAUCCUCACGGCAACACUUACAAUCCGGGGUGGAGGGAUCACCCAAACUUAAGGUACGGAAACUCUCAACCUCCUCAACAACCAAACCCUCCCCCUCAACAAUAUAAACAACAAGGGCAAACAUCAAACUCGAGCAUGUCCACUGAAGACAUGAUUCGAUCACUGGCCAUGAACAUGGCCACGAUGCAACAAAGUGUGACCCAAUUCCAAGAAACAACAAAAUCCAGCAUCCACAACUUGGAAAAUCAAAUGAGCCAAAUCUCGAAUGCCGUGAGUAGGCUUGAAGCUAAGGAUUCGGCAAAACUCCCAUCUCAAACAGAGCCGAAUCCAAGGCAACAAGCCCACGCGGUCACUUUGAGAAGUGGCAAGGAAUUGGUUAUGGCUAAAGCAAAAGCAAAAAGCCAUGUUGGAGAAGAAGAGGAGGAUAUCUUGGUGCCAAAUCCUCAAAAUGAAGAAGAGAAAGAGGAGGUCACACCUCAAAGGAAAUUCCCACCACUCGAUUCAUACGAGCCGGUGCCACCUUUUCCGGAGGCUCUCAAGGACAACCGCAAAUACAACAAUGACAAGGACAUCUAUGAGACCUUCAGCAAAUGUGAGGUAAAUAUCCCUCUUCUCAACUUAAUUAAAGGCGUUCCUAGAUUUGCUAAGUUUUUAAAAGAACUCUGCACUAUUAAAAGGAAACACAAAUUAAAUGGCAAGCAUAAAAUCCAAGUUAGUGAAAGAGUUUCAGCCGUUUUCCAAAAGAAACUUCCUAAAAAGUAUAGUGACCCGGGAAUGUUCACUAUACCAUGUAAACUAGGAAAUUCUAGUUUUUCUAGGGCUAUGUUAGAUUCGGGUGCAUCAAUUAAUGUCAUUCCAUAUUCUCUAUAUAAGUCCCUAGAACUAGGACCUCUACAUGAAACGGGGGUUGUUAUCCAACUUGCCGAUAGAUCCAAUGCUUACCCAAAAGGUGUAGUAGAGGAUGUACUCGUCAUGGUGGAUAAUUUAAUCUUUCCCGCUGAUUUUUACGUUCUCGAAAUGGAGAACGAUAAAAAUGCAGUCCCGAUUUUGCUAGGAAGACCCUUUUUAAAGACGGCCAAGGCAAAAAUAGAUGUUUUUAGUGGAGUAUUAACUAUGGAGUUUGAUGGUGAGAAAGUUGAAUUUAAUAUCUAUGACUCCAUGAAAUACCCCACCGAUAAUCACUCUCUUUUUGCCAUUGACACUUGUGACACUUGGGUCCAAGAUGUGUUUGAAGUUGAGGGGAGAGACGAUUUGCUAAGCUCAAUUGAGAACGACGUAGAGAAUUUCACUUUGGAAUACUCUAUGUCAAAUAAAAUAACGAUGAUGGUGGCAGAGUUAAAUCAACUCCCACUUUUGCCACCGGGCUCUAAAGCCCUCCCACUAACCAUUCCAAGCGAGAAGCCGCUACCAUCUGUUUUGCAGGCACCAGAGGUGGAAUUAAAACCACUUCUUGAAAAUUUGAAGCAUGUGUUCUUGGGCGAAAAUCACACCCUACCGGUGAUUAUCUCAAACGCCUUAGCCCAAGAACAAGAGGAAAGAUUGAUUGCGGUCCUCAAGGAGUACAAGUUGGCCAUUGGAUGGUCUAUUGCCGACAUCAAAGGCAUUAGUCCAUCCACAUGCAUGCACCGGAUCCUACUUGAAGAUGAGGCCAAGGCGGUGAGGCAACCGCAAAGAAGAUUGAACCCACCCAUGAUGGAGGUGGUAAAAAAAGAAGUGAUCAAGUUACUCCAAAUGGGAAUCAUAUUUCCCAUUUCCGAUAGCAAAUGGGUAAGCCCAACACAAGUGGUGCCAAAGAAGACCGGAGUGACGGUCAUUGAAAACAAAGAAGGCGAAAUGGUGCCCACCCGAGUCCAAAACGGGUGGCGAGUUUGCAUUGACUACCGAAGGCUCAAUUCAGUAACUAGAAAAGACUUUUUUCCACUACCCUUCAUUGAUCAAAUGCUAGAACGACUAGCGGGGCACAAGUUCUAUUGUUUUCUUGAUGGUUACUCCGGGUAUUUUCAAAUAUUAAUAGCCCCGGAGGAUCAAGAGAAAACGACCUUCACAUGUCCAUUUGGCACUUUUGCCUACCGACGAAUGCCCUUUGGAUUAUGCAACGCACCAGGCACCUUUCAAAGGUGUAUGAUGAGCAUCUUCUCCGAAUUUGUGGAGGUAUUCAUGGAGGUCUUUAUGGAUGAUUUCACAAUUCAUGGGGACUCCUUUGACACCUGCCUCUACCAUCUUACUCUGGUGCUCAAAAGUUGUAUUGAAUCCAACCUUGUCCUAAAUUCUGAAAAAUGCCACUUUAUGGUGGAACAAGGGAUUGUUCUUGGACAUGUGAUCUCUUCAAAAGGCAUUGAAGUAGACAAAGCCAAGAUUGAUGUCAUCCAAACACUCCCGUACCCAACAAAUAAACGGGAUAUUCGCUCUUUCCUUGGACAUGCCGGAUUCUAUAGAAGGUUCAUCAAAGACUUCUCCAAAAUCUCAUCUCCCCUAUGCAAACUCUUGCAAAAGGAGGUGGAAUUUGAUCUCAAUACCGAAUGCAAGGAGGCUUUUGACACAUUGAAAGAAAGGUUGGUAACCGCUCCUAUCAUACAAGCUCCCGAUUGGUCUCUUCCUUUUGAGAUCAUGUGUGACGCAAGUGAUUAUGCUGUGGGGGCUGUUUUAGGCCAAAAAGUCGGGAGGGCUUCUCAUGUAAUCUACUAUGCCUCCUCGACUUUAAAUGAAGCUCAAAGGAACUACUCCACCACCGAGAAGGAAAUGCUAGCAGUAGUCUUUGCCUUAGAGAAGUUUCGUUCCUACCUUCUUGGAACGAAAGUUAUUGUUUACACCGACCAUGCCGCUCUACGGUUCCUCAUGACAAAGAAGGAGGCCAAACCAAGACUCAUUGGGAUAAGGGUCAGAUAGGGCCUCGAACUUGAAAAAAAAUGUCAAAUAAGGCCAUAUUUAGGAUGCUCUGUCCG